GCCGAACAAAAACGCGGAAACAAAAGAGAAGUAAUCAGUUUGUCGAACCAAAUAACACCGAGUCGGUAUAAAGUGGGCGUAGUUGUGGCUGACAGCUGUCAAAGUUUAAAUCGUAGCGUUCCACGACCCGGCUGAAGGACUUGUCAUGGCUUUGAAGAGAAUACAGAAGGAGUUAAAUGACUUGCAGAGGGAUCCUCCUGCCUCCUGUUCAGCUGGACCUGUAGGAGAAGACAUGUUUCACUGGCAAGCGACCAUAACAGGACCGAAUGACAGUCCUUAUCAUGGAGGAGUUUUUUUUCUUUCUGUACAUUUCCCCACCGACUAUCCCUUUAAACCACCAAAGGUCGCCUUUACCACAAAAAUCUACCACCCAAACAUAAACAGCAACGGUAGCAUUUGCCUUGACAUCCUGAGAUCGCAGUGGUCUCCUGCACUAACAAUAUCAAAGGUUUUACUUUCCAUUUGCUCUUUGCUUUGUGAUCCAAACCCAGACGAUCCUCUGGUCCCCGAUAUUGCACACAUCUACAAAUCAGACAGGCAAAAGUAUAACAAACUGGCCAGAGAAUGGACCCAGAGGUAUGCAAUGUGAUGGACCUUAAGAAAAAACCUCAUGACAGUACUGUUCAACUGCUUUAUAUACACUGGUCAUAGCUGAGGUGUUUAAGCUUGAAGCACUUUGUCUUCUAAUAUUUUACUUGACUAAACUCUUUAUUUCUUUUUCUUUUUUUACCAUUGUUUUGCCAUUGUUAAGACUUCUGAUAGUUUUGUUCAUUGAUCGUGCUGAGUUGGAGUGGUUGUAUUUUUCCUUAGACGUUUUAUUGUAUAAGACUAUGCUGAUUUUUUUUUUUUUUUUCAUUUUGAAUUAAAAAAGCAUUAAGCAAAAAGUACAUUUUCUAUUAUUCUUCUGUAGUGAUUUUGGGUUUGCAAACAUCAUUGUGACCACUAGGUGGCAGCCUUAGGUUAAGCUUUUUAUAGAGCUUCCUGUACAACCUGGAAAAUAAGUAACUUCUUUCUUUUGUCUUUUGAAAGAGAACAUUAAAAUAAAACGUUAUUUUGGAUGUUUUUCA
Messenger RNA from Oryzias melastigma (Indian medaka), 1067 nucleotides. RefSeq names its product ubiquitin-conjugating enzyme E2 D4. Bases 146 to 589 code for a protein of 147 amino acids. The record is from RefSeq and is a predicted model, not a curated record. The transcript is spliced from 7 exons. Gene Ontology annotation, cellular component: nucleus. Gene Ontology annotation, molecular function: ubiquitin conjugating enzyme activity. Gene Ontology annotation, biological process: ubiquitin-dependent protein catabolic process; protein polyubiquitination. Lineage: Eukaryota; Metazoa; Chordata; Actinopteri; Beloniformes; Adrianichthyidae.